Rhinolophus ferrumequinum (greater horseshoe bat) is the source of this 1825-nucleotide messenger RNA. Its product is annotated as RNA polymerase-associated protein LEO1-like. Gene Ontology annotation, cellular component: nucleus; Cdc73/Paf1 complex. The record is from RefSeq and is a predicted model, not a curated record. Gene Ontology annotation, molecular function: RNA polymerase II C-terminal domain phosphoserine binding. The coding region runs from base 1 to 1170 and encodes 389 amino acids. The transcript has 11 exons. Lineage: Eukaryota; Metazoa; Chordata; Mammalia; Chiroptera; Rhinolophidae. Gene Ontology annotation, biological process: positive regulation of transcription elongation by RNA polymerase II; transcription elongation by RNA polymerase II.
AUGCUUUACAUUGAGUCUGAGGUUUUAGUGAAUUCCUGCCACUCUGCCCCGCCCCCUUCCUCCCACCCUCCACAAAGAAGCCUCCUGGCCAGGGUCAGUGAGUAUCUCACUCAUCACAGCUGUUCCUGGCCCUGCUUUCUCACAACAUGGUGGCAGAGUUCCAAAGACGUUGAAGAUUAUAGUGGAGCCAUGGAUCUGUUUGGAGACAUAGAUGACGUUUCUUCACAGAGUGAUGAUGACAAUCAACCACCUAUUCCAGGACAGCCUGUUGAUGAACGUGGAUUGCCUCACGACCAGCAGGGGGAAAAGCCAAUUUCUGAAACCAGAAUGGAAGUAGAAAUUCCCAGUAUCAACUCUGAUUUAGGAAAUGAAUUGUACUUUGUUAAGCUGCCCAAAUUUCUCAUCAUAGAACCCAAACCUUUUGAUCCCCAGUAUUAUGAAGAUGAAUUUGAAAAUGAGAAACUGCUUGACGAGGAAGAUAGAACCAGGUUAAAAUUAAAGGUAGAAAAUACUAUACGAUGGAGGAUACGGCGGGAUGAAGAAGGAAAUGAAAUUAAAGAAAGCAAUGCUCGCAUAGUCAAGUGGUCAGAUGGAAGCCUGUCCCUGCACAUAGGCACUGAAGUGUUCGAUGUCUACAAAGGCCCAGUGCAGGGCAACUAUAUCCAACUGUUUGUUAGAGAAGACACUGGUCUCCAGGGACAAGCCAUCUUUAAAUCCAAACUUACCUUUCGACCUCACUCUAUAGACUGUGCCACACACAGAAAGAUGACCCUGCCACUUGCUAAUAGAUGCUCAGGGACACAGAUUAGAAUCUUACCGAUCACUGGUUGUGAUCCUGAAUGCCAACACACCGGAAAGAUUAAGAAAGAACACAAAUGUUUGAGGUCAACUCACCAGAAGAUGAUAUUCUGUCUGCAGAACAAGCAGAACCAGCAGGGGCCAAGGGCCCCCCACCAGGACCCCAGCAUUGACGAUGAAGCCAUUAAAAACCAGUACCAAGGGGAACUGGGAGAGGAACGAGCCAGAAUCUAUUCAUCAGACAGUGAUGAAGGAUCAGAAGAAGAUAAAGCUCAAAGAUUACUCAAAGCAAAGAAACUCACCAGUGAUGAGGUGAACCCUCCAGAAACAGGAAAGCAGGGAGUGAAGAGAAAGAUGAUGACAGAAGCAUAAAGUGUGCACUCGUUGUUUGUAUUUGUUUUCAACAGUUUGUCUUAAAGCAGUGAUGACUUGUUUUAAUUGAAAUGACGAAUUGAGUUGCUUUUGCAUAACCCUAGUUGUGAAUAAAAAAAGUUCAGAAGCAAAUGUGACUUUAGCAAAUCCAUUUUUCCCAAAUGAGAAGUUUAUUCUGUAACUGUUUGCUCUGGGUCUUAGGUUUUUAUGCCUUCCUGCUGUUCUGCCCCAGCCCGUCCCCCGGCCGGCCCAGAGGUGAGCUUAGGGUUAGCUCCGGUAUUGCCUCCUCCGGGAUGCCCUCCCUACCCUGCCUUGCUGGGUUCCAGGCCCUUCUGUGUCUCCAUUGGCAUGGCACCAACUUUCCACUGACCUCAAGGUCACCCUGUGACCUUAGAAGAGCAGGUACAGCAUGGCAGGGCUUACUGGACAUUGGGUGUUUUGCCAGGUGCUGCACAGGCCUUACUAAUCCUAAUUCUCAGAACACUUGAAGGGCAGGGGCUAAUUCUGUUUUACAGAUAUGGAAGCUGAGCCUAAAAGAACUUCAGACUGCUAGCCAAAGCUUUUUCUACCCAAGUAAAAAAAUCAGCAUUUUUGAGACAAGAGUCUUCUAUGCACAACCCCAAAAUGCUCAGCAGGUACAUGAAUGACCUUAUGG